AUGGCCGACGAGCCGUUGUUGCCGGAGGAUGGCGCUUCGAUCUCGCUCGAGACACCACUGUUCAACGUCGCCGAGAAGGACGAGCCUCUCAUCCACAAGGCGGUCACCAAGAGAUCACAGGAGGCGCCCAGCGUGCGGCCAUCUGCGGAGGAGUACGGAUUGUUCGUCUCGUCGGCGUGGAGGCUGUGCCAGAGCAACCCGAGAGAAUGGCUGCGACAGGAGCAGCGAAACAUGUCGAUGUAUCGCACCGGCGCUGGAGUGCACAAGUCGUCGUCGAUGAAGACGAUGUCGCCCAUCAGGAAAGCUAUGAGCGUGCCGCGGCCACGACCGAAUCCCGCUGGAACACCUCAGCGACAGAUCCAACGCCCUGCGAGAGCCCCUAAAGCUACACCGAAGCUUGCCGCUCUUGAUGGCUUUGAGCGCCAACUCUACACUCCACCGCGCUCCUCUGCCGAUGGCACCCCUGCGCCCACCCGCCAGCGGCUCACAGCACCUACUCGGGAAGACAGCAACUUUGAAGCCCUGCCCGACCUGACGCCGCCGCUCGAGAGCUUGCCACCGCACAAUCGCUCGCUUCAGAUGGACUGGCGAGGCAACCCUCUGUCGAUCGAGCACGAGCCUCACUUUGAGAAGCUCCACCCGGCUGAAGCCAAGCUGGCGUCCACACUGCGCCUCACCCCAGCCAUCUACCUUAGCUCGAAGCGGAGGAUCUUCAUCGAGAAGGUUCGACGGACACAGAUCGGGAAGGAGUUCAGGAAGACGGAUUCGCAGAAGGCGUGCAAGAUUGACGUCAACAAGGCAUCGAAGCUGUGGACGGCUUUCGACAAGGUUGGCUGGUUCGAGCGCAGAUGGAUCGAACCGCACAUGGACAAGGAGAUUACCAUCGAGCCAUAG
This is a messenger RNA of Tricharina praecox, 894 nucleotides long. RefSeq names its product Homeodomain-like protein. Gene Ontology annotation, biological process: chromatin remodeling; regulation of transcription by RNA polymerase II. NCBI's taxonomy places the organism in Eukaryota, Fungi, Ascomycota, Pezizomycetes, Pezizales, Pyronemataceae. Bases 1 to 894 code for a protein of 297 amino acids. The transcript has a single exon. The record is from RefSeq and is a predicted model, not a curated record. Gene Ontology annotation, cellular component: SAGA-type complex; nucleus. Gene Ontology annotation, molecular function: chromatin binding; protein binding; transcription coactivator activity.